Messenger RNA from Zingiber officinale, 3126 nucleotides. RefSeq names its product auxin-induced protein 5NG4-like. The transcript has 6 exons. The coding region runs from base 1657 to 2919 and encodes 420 amino acids. NCBI's taxonomy places the organism in Eukaryota, Viridiplantae, Streptophyta, Magnoliopsida, Zingiberales, Zingiberaceae. The record is from RefSeq and is a predicted model, not a curated record. Gene Ontology annotation, molecular function: transmembrane transporter activity. Gene Ontology annotation, cellular component: plasma membrane.
AGAAAAAAUAAAUGUUUAUUUAAAAUAUAAUUUAUAAAAACACUUCUGAAGCACUGUUUAAAAAUCUGCUUACUCUCAACUUGUUCUUGCAGACCUACUAACCACAUGAACCGAGUGGGGCUCUUCCAUCAACCUUCCACUCAUGGACCUUGUCGCAGGCUAGCCACUGUCACCUGCUCACCUUGUUUGUGUUUCUGGGCACAUCUAGACAAGCAAUAUAACCACAGAUUUCAUAGUCAUCUUACUGAAGGCAUAUCUCUGAGUUGAUCAGAAAUUUCAUUAUUUAAUCUGUGCAAGUUGCAUUUGUCAUCAAUGAGAAGAGCAGAUAGAUCUUACAGUUUCCAGCAGAAGAGGAUGGUUCUUGUUUCAGUAACUUGAUCUUACACUUUUCCUACUUGCCUGCAUAGCAAUUCAUCUGUAAUUACUUGGUUCAAUUCUGUAGAAAGCUUUCAGCUAAAUAAUUGCUAAAGAGAGAGUUCUUCAGGAGAAUCAACAAAGAGAGAAAGAUUCUUCCUUGGAAAUAUUAUUAAGCAUCCUUCUUUCGUUAGUAUAAAUCAGGUAACAAUAAGAAUGUUAACCUAAUCAAGCAUGCGCUGGCCCCAUUUUGACUUUUAAGAAAAAAAUAUCUGAUUGCAAGUAAGAUAACCAAAUCUUGAGUUCUCAAGGCCAUGAAAAGAGUUUGAAUACUUUUUGGAGAUUAUGCAAUCAACCACUUCAUGUGACACACUUUGUUAAACAUCUACUGAAAGUUCCACAUGAUAUUUGAUUCCUUUAACCUUCUCUUGCAAACCAAUCACACUCUGUCAUUAGCUUGAUAAUUAAUGCACUUGUUAGUUUAAUGCUGCUACAUAUGACCCCUCCAUCUAAGGACUAUUGUUGACUAUAGAACACCACUGAUAUGGUUAUUUAUUCAUUCAUCAUUAUACUUUGGAAAUAAAAGCUAUUUUUUGUACUACAUGAAUAAUAUUAGGGGUUGCUAUAGUUUACUACAGGCGCUAAUUACUCUCCGAUGCAUGUAUGACGGUGAAAAAAUGAAUUGUAUCAUAGGAACUGAAAAAAAUACUACACUGUGAAUUCUCAAAAGUUAGAACCUGAAAUUCAGUUUUUUCCUUUGUAAAUCGAGAAGAAAUAUAGAAGAAGAAGAUGACUUUUAUGUGACACUAAGAAGAAUUUGCUUAUAUCUAUAUGACUACAUAAACAAGGUCUAAUCAAAGUGGUAAACCAAUAAUUAAUUCAUUUUUUAUUCUUUUUCUAACUCUUAAAUACUAAUAUCCAUGUUUGCUUGAUACCUUCUAAGAGCUGUGUAGCAAGAAGAAAGAAUAAUUACUUAUCAUAUUUGGGGAGAUGACCUGAGGUUGGAUAAAUAUGAGAAGAUGUGUAUACACAAUAACAAAAAUGAGCUAAAGAUCAUCCAAGAAUAACAUAAACUAGGCAUGCUAACCAGUGAUAACCGAGAACAAUUUAGUGGAGGUAGUAUGGACUAAUAGAUAAGAAAAUGACAAUGCCCUUUUCCACAAUUCAUUCUAUAAUUUAGCAGCCUGGCUAACAUGCUGUAACUUCUUGUUGUCUCCUUGACCAAUUUCAAGAACCAUGUUACAGAAACCAACAACCUAUUAAAAGUAUUGACAACAGGACUACUCAUUGAUCAGAAAAACUAUGAAGGAGAGAGGUCUUCCUAGUGUCAAUUCAAAAAAAGACACAGAGAGCCCACCAAGAUUAUUACUGACAAAACACCACCCUCAAUCAAUACUAAUUUUAGUUCCACUCGACACACAUCAGCUACCAGAUAAGCCAAAAACUCUAUAUAAUGCCUCAUCCCCUCUUGAUGCAAGCACCAGCUUAAGUAACAAGAAAAUGGGUUCACAGGUAUCUGAGAAAGUGAAGCUUCUUGUAGCUGUGCUUGCACUCCAAGUCUGCUAUGCAGGAUUUCACAUAGUUUCUAGGACUGCACUCAACAUGGGUAUCAGCAAAAUUGUCUUCCCGGUUUACAGGAACAUCAUUGCUUUGGCUUUGCUGGCUCCCUUUGCAUAUUUUCUAGAGAAAAAAGAUAGACCACCUCUUACCUUAUCCUUCCUCUUUCAACUCUUUCUUCUAGCAUUAUGUGGAAUAACUGCUAACCAAGGGUUUUACCUCUUGGGCUUGUACUACCUAUCUCCAACCUAUGCUUCAGCAAUUCAAAACUCUGUCCCGGCCAUAACAUUUGCCAUGGCAGCAGCUCUCGGGCUUGAACAGAUCAAUAUCAAGUGCAGGUAUGGUGUGGCAAAGGUGGUAGGAACAAUAGCCAGCAUCGGAGGUGCCACGGUUAUUACCCUCUACAAGGGUCCUCCCUUGCUGGAUGGCAAGCUUCUCCUCGUUUCCUCUGCCAACACAAUCCUGAACUGGACCCUUGGUUGUGUCUACAUCCUUGGCAAUUGCAUUGCAUGGUCUGGGUGGAUGGUGCUUCAGGUUCCAGUGCUCAAGAAGUACCCUGCAAGGCUCUCAGUCACCACAAUCACCUGCUUCUUCGGUCUAAUCCAGUUCCUCAUCAUAGCAGCCUUUGCAGAGAAGGACAUUGAGAGGUGGAAAGUCCACUCAGGAGGAGAGCUGCUCACAAUCCUCUAUGCUGGUCUUGUGGCAUCAGGAAUUUCUUUCUCCCUCCAGAUUUGGUGCAUCGAUAGAGGAGGUCCUCUAUUUGUUGCAGUCUUCCAACCAGUGCAGACUGUGGUGGUGGCCAUCAUGGCAACUGCGAUACUUGGUGAUGAGUUAUACUUAGGAGGGAUAAUUGGAUCCAUCCUUAUUGUUCUUGGACUCUACUUUGUUCUCUGGGGGAAGAGUGAAGAGAAAGCAGCACAAGUUGUAGAGGAAAAGGAUCUAAGAAGGCAUCUCCUUGACCGAGAGACUUCAUAUAAAGAAAUUGGUGCAGUCUCUGGUAUUCCAUGAGAUUCCAAAAUCCUGUUUAAGCUUAAUUAAUUAACAAGCUCUUCGACAUCAAAGUCUUGUCCACCUUGUACAUGGCAAUGGGAGUUGUGAUUUGUGAGAAUAAUGUAAAAAUGGUAACAUAAAAAUAUCAAUGGUGGUGUGGUUUAAAAUGACAAUUGAUGGAGUAAAAUGUGAAUGCUUAAAGCAAGGGAGCAACAAGCCCUUAAA